AAAGAAACAUUUUUUAACAAGAGGUUCCUUGUGGUGAGACCACACGUUCUCAGCGUGAGCUUGCUAGCUUGAUGCAUUGGAAGCAGUUAGCAGCUGCUUUGCAGUAAUGGGCUGAUGCAGUCCCAGUGCUCCUGUCCUCUCAUUGGGAGCAGCAGGUGAGACAGAAGAGCAAGAACUAGCGAGAUUACUACCAUAACUUAUUGGCUCAGCAGAUCUACUGGGUUGUUUUAACAGCAGGGUGGCUUUACACUGCAGAUCACACUUCAGUGCUCUAUCUUAUUAAGGGAAGAUGUUUUGUCCAUUAAUCCAAUUAGCACUGUGGGUUAAUAAGAUUGUGCUUCCUGAAGUGGAGCAGCCGCACAAAUAGCAUAAAUAUACCUAUACUCAUAAGCAAUGCCAAUAACCAGGGUGGUAUUUCCCUGUAUGCUCAUUAUGUUUUACAAGCAACGCUCUCAAGUUACACAACAACUUCUUAAGUAGAACAUCUCACCAAAGAGCUAAAGGUGCUGAAAACAUUUACGCACUGAUAAAAUUCCCUUUCUCCUCAAUAUAGGCAGGUAGGUUCCAGCCCAGGGUAGUGCUUUGAGUAUCAGAGUAUCUCUUUGGGGACACACGGUCCUUAACUUCAAACAAUGUCCCUGAGUUACUGACACAGAAAGCAGAGCAGCUUGCAAAAAGAAAAGAAACUAAACAAACGGGAACUAAUAACUUUCAGAAUAGCUCGAAUUGUUGCGGUGGCGUUGUUCCCAUAAUAGCUCCUGCUUGGCAAAUUACAAUGUGUGGAUUUCUGGUACAACGAAACAUGCAGGGAAAGCUCGUCCCCGGGCAGCCCCACAGCUUCAGGAGCUGAUGGAAAGCCGGAGCAGAGCCUGACAGGCACCCAACUGAGCCUGGGGUUUCCGAACUACAUUUCCCAGAGCUCCUGCUGGGGGAAGAGCGACUCAACGCGGUCAGACAGCUGCUGUUUGCUCCGCUGGCUGGAGGAGCAGUGCUUCCAGCUGAGGUCAACGGCAGCGUUUCGGAGCUGUUUCCUGCUGCUGCGGACGGUGUGCCGCCUUCUACUCCGAGAGCAGAGACAGCUUCCCAUAGGUGCUGAUUAUGGCUGCAAUUUAUCAAGCAGCAUAUAGAGGAGCUGCUCUCUUCUGCAGGUCACACUCUACCUAUGUUAGAAAAAUGAGAUACUUAAAUAAGCUAAAGGAAGAUGACAGCUUGUGUAGACAAGCCCAGACCUCCGGAACUUUCUACCUCUUUCACAAUCUCUCACCCUUCCUGCGGAAAGUCGGGAAGAAGUAUUUGAUACCACAGCUCAGUGCAGCAGAAAUGAAAAGGAUCCUGGAGAAAUUCAAAGAGACUGAACAGUGGAUAGAGAAGUCGGUGCUGAUCGGUUGUUCAGAUGAGCAUGUACCACACUUUGCCCUGGAUUUAGCAGGAGCUUCGGAAAAAUCAGUUAUUGAGGCUGAGCUCAAAGGAUCGUUCACUGACUUACGAAAGGCUCUCUUUGUAGUGGAUGAGAAGGAUUCUACUUUGCUGGCCUCGGCCCAGGCCCUUCUCCGGUGGCAUGAUUCCCACCAGUACUGUAGCAAAACUGGGCAGCCAACUCAGAAAAAUAUAGCUGGCAGCAAGCGUGUGUGCCACGCCAGUGGAAUUACUUAUUACCCACAGGCAUCUCCAGUAGUCAUCAUCUUGGUGUCUGAUGGCAGCCGCUGCCUCCUUGCACGACAGCCCUCAUUUCCUGAGGGGAUGUUCACCGCUCUGUCUGGCUUCUGUGACUUAGGUGAAGCUGUGGAGGAGGCAGCCCGGCGGGAGGUGGCAGAAGAGGUGGGCCUGGAGGUAGAGUCACUCCGGUACUCAGCGUCCCAGCACUGGCCGUUCCCCAGCAGCUGUUUAAUGAUAGCUUGUCACGCAUUGGUGAGGGGACAGCAGUUGAAGAUCAGUAUGAACAGCCUGGAGCUGGAGGAAGCCCGCUGGUUUAGCCUGGAGGAAAUCGUGGACGGUCUCAAGCGAGGACCCAAAUCUGCAAAGCAAGACAAUGGAAGUUUUCUACCCUGGUUCCCUCCCAAGCAGGCCGUUGCUCACCAAUUGAUUAACGAGUGGGUUAAGCAGCAGACUUCCCAGCCAACUCAGGUGCAGUGACUUCAUCAAGCUUAUAUCUCUACUAGAGUUACUAAUGCUUGACACAAAAGCUUCCAAAGCUGAAAUCUGUCGUACAGCAGGUAUAACCUGAUGGCAGUCCUACAUAUGGAUACACAGACCUACACAGCCAUUUCUAAACUGAUCAUCCUCAGACAACUCCUUGCGCAGUGGAUCACCUUUGAGAUGCAUUGACUUGUAGUAAACAUACAAUAAAAUUCUUUGUCCCAGAGCACGAAACAUUGUCAUCUGCUGCUGGUGUUGCCCAGUAAGCAACAAAACAACAAGCCCUGUGCAGCUACGUCCCUCUUUUCUCCAUUUUAUCCAUCUAGAGGUUGUGAUGGAUAUCUGAACCCACAAUUUUUCCAGAACAAACAUUAAGGGAGAGAGGCCUUUUAGUGUUCAUCUGUACAUCAGUCUGGAAUGACAGACAAAGAAACAACAGAAGAGGCAAUGCCUGUAUGCUCUUCCCUUCAUCCACUUCCAUUCCUGUUGAAUCUUCCAGUUUCAUAUGUAACUUUGCUUAUUUCUCCCCUCCACCCCCCAAACAUCAAGCAUACUCCUAUUUUGAUGAUAAAUGACAGUAACGGAAACUGCUUCUGGAGACACCGCUUUCCCUGCCAGCAGAACAGAACGCGACACUUCCAUCCCAAGGAAGAGAGAACAGAGCUACCUGGUGGUAGAGAGUGGAAGAGCAGAGCCUAUAUAUGAGCAUAUUAGAACCCAAAAAACUCAAAGGUGAGAUAAAAUUACUGAAAGACACAAUGUCUUUCACCCUGUGCCAAAAGUCUGUGGCUUUCUUGGAGAACUGUUUGCUUUACUGGUGAAGUGGUAUUGUGUCUGCAGGGAGAGUUGGCAAAGAUUUGGGGAAAGGGAAGCAGAGGAAGCAGAUGGAAGGAUCUGCUGCUUUUUUAGUCUUAGUCCUUCCUGCUUACUUGGCCAGAAUUCAAAUGCCAAGAAUGUAAAGCCAUCAGUACAUGUACUCAAAGGGGGAAUAGGACAGAAAGUUAGUACAGAUUGGAGCAUUAUUGGUGCCUCCCCUCCUGCCCAGCCAGACCUUUAAAUGAACUCACACACCACCAAACCUAACUGCAACUCUCCUACUUCUGGUUGCCUUCAAAAUAUGCCUCGCUGCCUCUCUUUGUGGUGGUUGCUUCUGUUUUCUCUCCCAUCAUUUUAAUAUUCCAUAAUUUUUCCUCUUCCUCUCUCGUCUCUGGGAUGUGCCACUUCCACUUUCAGCUCCUUUUUUUCCUGUUAUCUGUAUUAAAAACACAGAAGAGUUAGACCCCAGCCAAAAGGGUAUUUGUUCUUCUCAAGCCCCUUCAUCUUUCUUCUAACCUCCCCACCACACUCCAUGCACUUGCAUAAUGUGACCCAGGUUACAACACUUAGCUUGGCGUGCUGAAUAUCCACACAGGAUCUGCUCUCUAGUAGAAAGAAAACUAAGAAGUAAAAGCUGCAAGAAGUAUUGCACCUGAAAGAGCAAAGGAACGGCUGUGGGACUUCUGCAGCAAUUUCAACUCUGAAUAUGCAACUGUUCCUCUGCUCCAGAGAGUAUGUCUAACAAACCAGCUGCAGUGUGACCAGAAUUUGACACUGGAGAAAACUGACCUCUGUUUGCUGGGAAACACUGGAUUACUGCUUACCAAAUGAUGCUUUUAACUCAGACAGGCAGUCAGCGGGCUCCAACUGAAAGAACCAACACCAGCUCCUUCAGAACCAUCCCCUCUGCAUUGCUGAUGCACAGCUGGCUUGGCAGGAUGUCCCCACAGGGUGAUGCAGGCUGAUGGGCUGCCCAGGUUGAAGCUGACACCUCUCAGACUUCAGAGUUGCAGCUCCGUGUGUAUUCAGAUCACAGCAGGCUUUUAAAGGACUUCACAUUUUAUACUACUUUUUAAAAAUUCCUUAGCCCAUGCUUUUGACAUCCCUCCCCAGUUAUUUAUAUUGUGCUGUUCAUAGGGAAGCACUGCUAAAAUGAAAUCAGCAGCCCCAGCUUGCAGCUGCCAUUUAGAAUGUAUUCACCUUGACUUAGUAACAGAUGGCAAGCAGCUGCAUGAGGGUAAAAACCCUGCCAGAUACCAUUCAUAUGAUGUGAUGCUGAAUAAACAUGCAUUAGACCAA
This is a messenger RNA of Coturnix japonica (Japanese quail), 4251 nucleotides long. RefSeq names its product nudix hydrolase 13 (gene NUDT13). The record is from RefSeq and is a predicted model, not a curated record. NCBI's taxonomy places the organism in Eukaryota, Metazoa, Chordata, Aves, Galliformes, Phasianidae. Gene Ontology annotation, molecular function: hydrolase activity; metal ion binding.